ACCUCCUCUUGUUCAGCACCCAAAGUCGAAGGAUAGCUCUGGCCUUUCAAUUGAAGAAAGUGCUAGAUUUGUCAGUGUUGAAUAAUAUAACCAAUACUACCGCGUCCGUAUUUGCUUUGGAACGAUCGGAAUAGUCUUAAUUUUAUGUGAGAGACAGAACUGGCGUCAAACAUGCGUAAAAAUCAACGCUGUCCAAGCAGGGAACCACCGAGAAAGGAAUUAUCGCCGCUCAUCUGAGGCCAUUCUCGUUUAUUUUUGUCAAAUAAGGAAACAUAACACAGCUAGCCAGCUAACGUUAGCCCCGUAGAUAGCUAGGUUACCGACUUGUCUUCACACAAAAGCAGAAUACAGCCGAUACUCAAGAUUGGAUCUACAUUCGCAACAGCAGGAAAACCUGUAGGCAGCAAUGGGUGCAUUCCUGGACAAGCCGAAGACGGAGAAGCAUAGUGCCCACGGCGAGGGCAAUGGGCUGCGCUACGGCCUGAGCUCCAUGCAGGGCUGGCGGGUGGAGAUGGAGGACGCCCACACGGCCGCGGUGGGCCUCCCCCACGGACUCACCGACUGGUCCUUCUUUGCUGUCUACGAUGGCCACGCCGGCUCCCGGGUGGCCAACUACUGCUCCGGCCACUUGCUGGAACACAUCUUGUCGGGCGGGGCCGACUUCAGUUCAGGAUCCGGCUGCGUGGAGGGAGUGAAGGACGGCAUCCGCUCGGGCUUUCUGAACAUUGACGAGUACAUGCGCAGCUUCGCCGACCUGCGGCAGGGCCUGGACCGCAGCGGGUCGACGGCCGUGUGCGUGCUGCUCAGCCCGAGCCACCUCUACUUCAUUAACUGCGGCGACUCGCGGGCCGUGCUGAGUCGAGACGGCAAGGUGGGCUUCUCCACCCAGGACCACAAGCCCUGCAACCCCCGCGAGAAGGAGCGCAUCCAAAACGCCGGCGGCUCGGUCAUGAUCCAGAGGGUAAACGGCUCCUUGGCCGUGUCCCGGGCCCUUGGGGACUACGACUACAAAUGUGUGGACGGUAAGGGCCCCACGGAGCAGCUGGUGAGCCCCGAGCCCGAGGUGUGUGUGUUGGAGCGGGCGGCCGAAGGAGACGAGUUCGUGGUGCUGGCGUGUGAUGGAAUCUGGGACGUCAUGUCCAACGAGGAGCUGUGUGAUUUUGUCCGCUCGCGGCUGCUGGUGUGCGACGUCCUGGAGAAGGUGUGUAACGCGGUGGUGGACACCUGUCUGCAUAAGGGGAGCAGGGAUAACAUGAGUGUGGUGUUGGUGUGUUUACCCGGAGCACCGAAGAUCUCAGAGGAGGCUGUGAAGAAAGAAGAGGAAUUGGAUAAGUACCUGGAGACCCGUGUGGAGGAGCUACUGGGGAACUGUGGGGAGGCGGGAGUCCCUGACCUGGUGUCUGUCCUGAGGAGCAUUGCCACAGAGAACAUCCCCAACCUUCCACCUGGCGGAGGCCUGGCCAGCAAACGGAGCGUGAUCGAAGCCGUGUACAACAAGCUGAAUCCUCACAGAGAAGAGGAAGGGAGUGCCGGUGAGUUGGAAGACCCCUGGUAGCCGUGGCAACAACUUCUGUCUCCUCCUGGUGGUCGGUGCAUCUGCCCAGAGGAGGAGUGUCUCUCCAUUGCGCCAUGUCUUUCUCCACUAGAAGAGGACGCGUGUGUGUGUUUGAGUGCGUGUGUGUGCGUAUGUUGGGUGUGUGUGUGUGUUUGUUUGCAGCAGUGGGACAAAAAACAACAACGACAUCAAGUACACACACACACACACACACACACACACGCAUACUGCUUUAAACCUGGAGAUAAAUGAAAAUCACCUUUCAGAAAUGUCAAGGUUUUAUGAACUGAAGCAUUGUGAUGGUAGAAAUGAUUUUCACCAUCUAGGUGUUUUUUUUUUCUUUCUUUUUUUUCUUGAAUGUUGACAACGAACACAUGACUUCACAAUGACAUAAGGACCUAUAGUGUGUGUGUGUGUGCGCAAGAGAGAGUUAGUGUGUGCGAGUGUUUAGAUGAGGGCCAAGAGAAGACGGACGGUGGAUAAAGACUUUCUAUGUAAUUCUUCUCCUGGGCUUUUCUGUGUUCCUGGGUCUGAUAACACCUUGUCUUCUCCCCUCUAAAAAACAAAAAAACCUCUCUCUGACACACAAACACACUAUUUAAAAAAAAAACGUAAACACCCUUCCCUCUCCCCAACCCCCCCACCCCCCCCUUGUCCACCUGUGCACGUAUGUGCCACCGUGGAAGGGCACCGCGUGAGGUGCACGAGGGCUUUGGUUGCCACAUGUACAGCCAUCGGUAGAGGCUGACUGAACCCUGACGAACCUCUGCAUUCUGAUUGGCUCCUGCUGUGUGAGAAGUGGAAAUGAUUUGAAUCCUUUUUUGUUUUUUUGUCGUUGUUGUUGUUGAUACUAUUAGGAUGGUAACGAUGAUAAUCAUGAUGGGGGAAAAUGGGAGGUUAUCUAGUUCACUGAAGAGCCAGAUGCUAGUGGGACUCAUGGAAGGGGGGGGUGGGUUAAACGGGCUUCCCCAGCUCCCUCUCCACCACCAUGGUGGGAAGUACACAUGAGGGUGGAUUGUCCUGCCAGGUCAUUUUUAUUUCAAUUUUUUUUUUUUUUUUAAAUGUUGUCCAUGAGGUUACUAGCUGCUGGCUACGUAGAGUGAGUGAACUCCCUGUUUUAACCCACUUCCUGGUUCUCAGACUGCAUCGGUAAUGUUUGUAUUGCUGUUGUUUGAUUGCACUCACAUUUGAUUACAGAAAGCGUCUAUAUAUGAAAUAAAAUACCUGCCAAGGA
Molecule: messenger RNA, 2789 nt
Organism: Gasterosteus aculeatus aculeatus (three-spined stickleback)
Lineage: Eukaryota; Metazoa; Chordata; Actinopteri; Perciformes; Gasterosteidae
Gene: ppm1bb
Product: protein phosphatase, Mg2+/Mn2+ dependent, 1Bb
Biological process (GO): protein dephosphorylation
Molecular function (GO): magnesium ion binding; manganese ion binding; protein serine/threonine phosphatase activity
Source: RefSeq, a predicted model, not a curated record